Molecule: messenger RNA, 2196 nt
Organism: Oxyura jamaicensis (ruddy duck)
Lineage: Eukaryota; Metazoa; Chordata; Aves; Anseriformes; Anatidae
Gene: GIPC2
Product: GIPC PDZ domain containing family member 2
Exons: 6
Coding region: 154-1107 (317 amino acids)
Molecular function (GO): protein binding
Source: RefSeq, a predicted model, not a curated record
CCCUGGCGCUGCCGGAGAGGCGGGGGCGGGGCGGGGCGGCCGCGGGCACCGGGCCUCACCUGGCGGCGACAUGGCCGGGCCCGGCCGGGGCGGCGCCGGGGGCAGAGUCCGUCGCGGGGAGCCGGCGGCAGGAGCGUGCGGCAGGCGGGGAAGAUGCCCCUGGGGCUGGGAAACAAGAAGAAGGGCAAGGCCAAGGACACCUCCAAGCUGGUGGACAGCGAGGCUGCGGCCCCCCCACCGGCGGCAGCCCCGGCCGGGGCGGGGAGCGCGUCGCGGCUGCAGUUCCACGCGCAGCUGGCGCACGGCAGCCCCACGGGCCGCGUGGAGGGCUUCGGCAGCGCCCGCGAGCUCUACGCCAAGGUGGCCGAGGCCUUCGGCAUCGCCCCCGCAGAGAUCAUGUUUUGCACUUUGAACACUCAUAAAGUUGAUAUGGACAAGCUGUUAGGUGCUCAGAUUGGCCUUGAAGAUUUCAUAUUUGCCCACAUAAAAGGAAAACGAAAAGAAGUCGAAGUUCUUAAAUCUGAUGAUAUGCUUGGACUUACCGUUACAGACAAUGGAGCUGGCUGUGCAUUUAUAAAGCGAAUCAAAGAAGGUAGCCUUAUGGACCAAAUCAAAAUGAUCUGCGUGGGUGAUCACAUAGAGUCUAUAAAUGGAAGAGAUGUGUCAGAUUGUCGGCAUUAUGAAGUUGCCAAAAUGCUAAAAGAUCUGGAGAAAGGUCAGGUGUUUAAGCUGCAGUUGAUAGAGCCCAGGAAAGCAUUUGAAGAGAUAGAACCGAGGUCCACAGGUGGAACUCUGACAGAGGCUAAAAUCUCCAGAGGGAGAGAAACACUUCGGCUGAGAACUAAAGGCCCUGCCACUGUGGAGGAAAUGCCAUCUGAAGUUGAAGAAAAAGCAAUAAAAAAAGUGGAUGAGCUUCUUGAAACAUACAUGGGGAUAAGAGAUAUAGAAUUAGCUGCAACAAUGGUGGAAGCUGGAAGAGAUAAGAAAAAUCCAGAUGAAUUUGCAGUGGCAUUGGAUGAAACUCUUGGAGACUUUGCAUUUCCAGAUGAGUUUGUCUUUGAUGUAUGGGGAGCAAUAGGAGAUGCUAAGCAAGGACGACUGGAAUGAGAAUUGUGUGUCAAUCCCUACUCAAAAGUACAAAAUGACUUUCAAAUACAUCAGAAUCCUAAUACUUUUAUUGUUAUAAAUCUAGGGUGCUCUGUAUAAGUAUUCUUAUCAGAAAAUUUCUAUUGCAAAGGAAGGUUUUAAACAAAAAUGAAGAUAAACCCAAAGUUUUGACAACUGCACACUUAAACAAUUUACAUGUAGAAAUCAAUGAGAGGAUUGCGUCAAGGAGAUGUAACUAUACACACGUUUUAUGAAAAUUCAUGUGCUUAGAUAUCAAUAUUCUGAAAUGUUAGAGAUGCAACAAAAAAUAGGACUAUUUUAUCUCUUUUAAGAAAGGUUUAUAUACUUGAUGGAAAACUACUCAGCAAGACACUGCAGUUCCCUGGUCUUUUCUUGUUCUUAUGUGUUCAACCACACUGAGAGCUGUGGAAAACCUAAAGCCUCAGGCUUUUAUACUGUUUGGCUUGGAUUUAGUUUUUUUUUCUGUAGACAGAGCUGGGAAGAAGCCAUCCUGCUUCGGAAAACCUGCAUUCAAGAAAAAAAAUAUUCCUCCGGGACAUGAGAACAAUGACCUUAAAAUGAAAAAGACUUUAAUUUUUGGUCACAAUACACACUGCCUAGGUAUUUCUCAAAUUAUUAAGUAUAAUAGAAAUGCCUAAAACAGGAAUCUGCUGCUUUAUUCAGAUGCCAUAUUAUCACAAUAGCAGCUGCAUAAGAAGAAACAAAUGUUAAUUUUGGUUUCUAUUCAGAUAUUUGAGUAAUAUAUGCGAUGUUACACUGGAAACUGUAGUAUGUGACUAAGUGCUUAAUUAAUCUUUGCAUAUGCUAAAUGCCUUGCUGAGAUCCUGUGAAGUUCCCCCUUUGUCUUGUCUGUUUUUUUCAACAUGGCAACAUAUUGAUAUUUAAGGUGUUCAAAAUCAGCAGAUACUAUUGUAAAGUCACAGUCACAGUUUGGAUGAAAAUGUGUGCCUAAAACCUAAACAAUAAACUAAAUUCAUUUUAGAUGUUAAGAUUUCAAAUUAUACUGUACAUAAACAUUUAUUUUAACUGAUGGUGUUUUACUAAUAAAUCUCAGAUUAUUAAAAAUGA